UAGCCCAAUAGCUCUGCCUCGCUUUUCAACCGUUUGAUUAGAAAAAAAAAAUAGAAAAAGUAACGCUCCACGACAUUUUCUCUCUCUCUCUCUCUUUCUCUCUUACUCACUCACUCACUGAGACAGAGACUCACAGUGCUCCAUGAUUUUUUGUGUCUGUAAAAAUAAAUAGCUCUGCUGGGUCUUUCUUUAUUUUCAGCUUUGGAGAAACAAAACUCAUAUACAUGUGUAUACAUAAACAUUUAGGAAGGAAAAAAAAGAUUUGAGUUUUACUAUAGAAAUAGCAUUGUUUUCUGUAGCGCUUAUAAUUCUUUUCUUUCCUUACAGUCUACGUUGGUUUGAGAUAUAUUCUUUUCGUUGUUGUGUUGUGUUUUUUUGUGACCGUGGUGUCGUUACGUUUCGGAUCUUUAUUGGGAUCGACGAGUUUCGGUGUUUCCUGCAUUUUGCUUCUGCAUUGUUGAGCAUCAUAGGAACACUCUCCUAUGUGAACUUUUCAUAAAUGUUGCAGAGUGGUGACCAAUAUCUUCUUCCACACACUAUGCUGGCAGCUAAUAUGUGUCAUUGAAGCUUGACAAUAUUUGAUAUCAUGACAUCCUAUAUACAUCCAACUAAUGAGUUCCGAAGACCUGCUGGAGAAACAGGAGUCAGUUCAGAGCUCAAAAAGAAUUCAAAACAGCAGAACAAAUCCAAGAUUGUGAAGCAGAGGGUCCUCUCACCCCAAGCAAGUCAAAAUCCAAAGUAUGAAGACAAGUUAAAAAUGCCUGCUGGUUUACAAUACAGUGAUUGGCAUCGUGAACAAAGACGUUAUAUGGAUGAAAAAAUCUCAGUCCAAGCAAAGUCUUCAGGGAAUCAUAAGAGGCAGUCUGUCAAGGCAAAUACUAGUAAAGAAGAUGAGCUUGUCAAACACAUGUCAAAUUUGCCCAGUUAUCUCCAGCGUGCACAGAAAGAAGAAAACCUCCAAGAGAAAGCUUUGAAUUUUGGGGUCCUAGAUUGGGCACAACUAGAAAAAUGGAAACAUCAGCAAAAGCCAGUCCCAGACAGAAGCAGUAAUAAUGCAUCAUGCAGUGGCUGUAAUAUAUCAUCAAAAGCAACCAGUGGAUCAUCUACCUUCUCUAGUACAGUCCAAAGCAAGGCAUUUGCUGAGCAACACUCUCUGCCUCAUUCUACUCUCAACUCAGCUCAUAAGCAUGGCCAUACUCAAGGUGCCAAACCGUCUGUCCGGAAUGUCAUACAACUCCAAGAUUUUGAGACUGCUUCCAAAAGUAACAGGGAUGGGCAGAAAAAGGUACCUUGGACACAGAAGUCUUCUGGUGGAAAAUUUUCAGAUAUAAUACUUGAUAGGGCGAAGAGGAGAGAUUUAGAUCAUAAGAUUACUUCAAAAAUGGGAAAUUUGACAUUUAAUUCAGGAACUAAUGAGAUCUCACUCAAUCAGAAGCACAAAGCGAGUGCUGGGAUUGAUGAAGCUAAGAAGAGCAAAGAGGAGUUGCGAGAAUUAAGAAUCAGGAGAAAAGAUAGAGAUCAAAAGGUAACCUCAGAAACUGGAGCUGGGCAUUCAAAUAGGGGGAGCUAUGGGGUCUCACUUGGUUCAAAGGAGAAGCUAAGUACUGGCAAUGGUGAAAGUAGGAAGAGGGUAGAGGAGUUGAAACAAACAGAUAUAGAUCUCACCAAUCGAUGUUCCCCUGGUGAGCAUAACAACAUUGUUCUCCUUCGACCAAACGAAUUACCCCAGAAUGAAUUUUCAGAAGUAUUCCAACUUUCACAACCCGAAAAAUUAUCCAAGAAGAAGUCAUCUGAGGCACAGGGGAGUCAUUUUUCAGAUAGCUUUUCUCGUGCGGAUUUUCACUGUGCAGAACUCUGUUCUGAAAUUCCACACUCAUGUCCACUGCCUUCUAGAGUUGAGACUAACGCCAUGUCAGACAUUAUGCCACGUAGCCUGAUCAAUGCUCGGGGUAAGGAGCUUUCAUCUGUUGCAUAUCAAACAUCCCAAUGCUCAGAUAUGACAUCCACUCUGCUAUCUAAAGGUGUCAAUGCAGAAAAGCUUGAGUUGGAUCUUCUUAAGCUUAAAAAUUUACAUGUUGAUACUUCAAAAACAUUGGAUGAAGAAAUCACUGAGCUGGCAGCUGGAAGAGGUAGAAAUCCAUCACCCAAUCGCCGGUUUAGCUUCAGCUUAAGUCGUGUGGGAAGAAGUUUCAGUUUCAAGGAGGGUUCAUCUGUACCACAGUUGAGCUCCUCAUAUGUUAGUGUCAAGUCUGGUCCAGUGAGAUCUGAAACUUCUCGUUAUUCGGAUACUUCAAACAGAGAGAAGUCAAAUGGUCACAACAGAGUAAAGUCCAGCCCUUUAAGAAGGUUACUAGACCCAAUACUGAAAUAUAAGGUAUCCAAUUCAUUCCAUUCUGCUGAAACCAUUCUUCCAUCAAAAGAAAGUUUGGAUUCCUUUUGCUCUAGGCCAACAAGUGGCAAUGACGCACUCCAGAAUGAGAUGCAUGAGGCAUCAAGUACUCAAGCCUUUUUGCAACUUACAGUCAAGAAUGGGCUCCCUUUGUUUAGCUUUGCAGUCAAGAAUGACAAAAUGAUCUUUGCAGCCACAAUGAAAAAUUUAACAUCAUCUGGGAAGGAUGAUUCAGGCCAGUAUUAUACGUUUUACUUUGUUAAUGAAAUUAAGAAGAAAAGUGGUGGCUGGAUAAGUCAAGGAAGUAAAAGGCCUAGUCAUGGAUGCGUCUAUAAUGUCGUCGGUCAGAUGAAGGUUUCCAGCUCUUCCAACAACCAGUUCUUGGUGAGAGAAUCUGUCUUGUCAGGUGUUGAGCUAAGACAGGCAGAUCAAGAACCACUGAAACUCAUGUCAAACAAGGAGCUUGCAGCCGUUGUUGUCAAGAUCCCUAAUGAAAACAUAAGCCAUGAUGGAACGGAGAGUGAUAAAGAUUUUAUGGAGAAGCUCUGCAUAAAAUGUUUGCCAGAAGACAGGUGCUCUUGCAACUACAAAGAAACUGAAGACUCUGAUAGUAUUGUAGUCAUACUUCCAGGUGGUGCUCAUGGCUCACCAAGCAAAGGAGAGCCUUCGCCAUUGAUGGAUCGAUGGAAAUCUGGAGGAUCAUGUGACUGUGGAGGUUGGGAUGUUGGCUGCAAACUGCGUGUUCUCUCCAACCAGAACCAAAGCACUAAGAUUCCCAAGAUCUCCAAAGAUUGCCCUAUCCCAGACCAUAUUGAACUUUUUCUCCAGGGAGGAUCUCAGCAGGCCAGUCCUUUCUUCAGCUUGACAGAAUUGAAGGAUGGAUUAUACUCAAUUGAAUUCAAUUCAUCAAUCUCUCUGUUGCAAUCAUUCUUCAUUUGUGUCGCAGUGUUAAGCUGUAAGAGACCGUUCAAUCUCUUGGACAAGUCUGAAGCAAAAGUUUUCAAGGAACCUAUUUUGAAUGAAAAUGAUGGAAGCCAAAGAAGAGCAUCUGCAAAAUAUGCUCCAAAUCCACCCUCCUCCCCUGUUGGUAGGGUCUAGUUUCACGCAUGGAAGCUGUUAUUUAGCUGUCAAAAAUCUUCAACUACAUAGCAACUUAAGAGAGAGACUAGAAGUACUGUACUCUAAAGAAGAGGAUAGAACUCUUGAAAUUUGCCAAAUACCGGAGAUAAUGCCAUACUUUUUUAGGCAUACUCAGUUCUGUGUAAAUGCUCCUUGUUUUUUUUUUUUUUUUUUUUUUUUUGUUAAUACGUUGAGGUGAGAAAUUGAACCCUCCAACAAAUGGUCAUUGUAAGGAAAAUCUUUUGCCUACAAUAUAAAGAAUGAAGAUAUCUGCUUUAAAA
Molecule: messenger RNA, 3789 nt
Organism: Quercus lobata
Lineage: Eukaryota; Viridiplantae; Streptophyta; Magnoliopsida; Fagales; Fagaceae
Exons: 3
Coding region: 587-3487 (966 amino acids)
Source: RefSeq, a predicted model, not a curated record